AUGCCUCGACCCCACAGCUACUGGUGCACAAUAUGUGCCAGAUCUUUCCCUUCUCGCCGCAACUUUGCUGUACACAACUCCCGUCAACACAAGCACCCCAAGGCUGGCCUACCGAGGUUGACCUUCCGGUAUCAUCCUCAUAUCAACGGCCGACCUUGCAACUCGGAAGGUCACUUCCUUCCUCCUGGUGCACCCCCUCCGGAACCAGAGCCUAUCAACUCAUAUGCGCCGUUUGAGAAUCGGCCGGCGUUCCAGUUCGCCGAACUCAUCUUCAAAAAGAUACAAGCAUCGCAAGGUAACAUCAACGACCUACUGAGGAGUCUAGCCGCAUACAAUGUCACGCAAGGUGGCAGCGACCCGCCGUUCGAGGAUGCUGCAGAGCUCUACGAGACGAUCGAUGCCAUUCCGUACGGCGACGCGCCAUGGACGACAUUCACUGUUCAAUACUCUGGACCUGUCGACGAGGAGUCGCCGUCCUGGAAGCGCACCGAAUACGUCGUCCACUGUCGCAACUCCCGACAGGUCGCUCACAACAUGAUCGGAAACGAAGACUUCACUGGGCAAUUCGAUACGACUCCGUAUCAGGAGUACAUCACACCCGGUAAAGUAUCGUUCUCGAACACGAUGUCAGGGCAGUGGGCGUAUAGACAGGCUACCAAGAUCGCGCAGGAUCCGGAAACUCAUGGGUCAAUGCUGACACCUGUCAUCCUCGGCGCUGACAAGACCACUGUAUCUGUCGGCACUGGCAACUCAGAGUUCCACCCGCUAUACAUGUCAAUCGGUAAUGUACAUAAUGCGGUCAGGCGCGCUCACAAGGACGCGAUCAUCCCGAUUGCGUUCCUAGCGAUACCGAAGGCGGCACGAGGCAAGGCCGAGACUGAUGAGUUUCGAACGUUCCGCAAACAAUUGUACCACGCCUCAAUCGCACACAUCAUGUCGCCGCUGCGACCUUACAUGGAGACCCACGACGUUGUACGCUGCCCCGACGGACACUUCCGGCGAACAAUAUACGAGCUCGGGCCGUUUAUUGCGGACUAUCCCGAGCAAGUUCUCCUCGCAGGCAUAGUGACAGGGUGGUGCCCGAAAUGUCUCCUUCCACCCGAAGAUCUACAUAAAGCCGGAGGAGAGCCGCGCUGUCUCGAGCACACCGUGGAGCUUAUCAGAACAUUCGAUGCUGACGAAGCCUGGGUCGCAUGGGGAGUCGAUGCAAACAUCAUUCCGUUCACGACCUACUUCCCCCGCGCCGACAUCUAUGAGCUCAUUACCCCCGAUCUGCUCCAUCAGCUCAUCAAGGGGACAUUCAAGGACCACCUCGUCGACUGGGUGGAGCAGUACCUGUACCUUGUGCAUCCCAAGGCCGAGGCUCGUCGAAGAAUGGACGACAUUGAUCGCAGGCGAGACUGUUCUCAGAUCGCAGCCGCGCCUCAAUUUCCGGGGCUUCGUCGGUUUCCCGAGGGCCGGAACUUCAAGCAGUGGACUGGGAACGACUCGAAGGCGCUAAUGAAAGUCUACCUUCCAGCGAUACGGGGGCACGUGCCGGACGACAUGGUUCGCUGCUUUGCGGCUUACCUCGACUUCUGUUACUUAGCAAGACGAUCUACUCACGACGACAGUUCACUCGCGGAGAUGCAAGAGGCAUUAGACCGCUUCCACAGACAUCGUGUCGUCUUCGAGACCGUAGGUGUACGCCCCGAGGGUUUCUCACUCCCGCGACAGCAUGCUCUCGUCCACUACAUCGCUAACAUCCGACUCUUUGGUUCUCCGAAUGGCAUUUGCUCGUCAAUCACCGAGUCCAAACACAUCCGCGCAGUCAAGCAGCCGUGGCAACGGUCAAGUAGGAAUAACCCGUUGCCCGAGAUGCUUCGCACCAACCAACGGCUCGACAAGCUCAGUGCCGCACGGUCGAUCUUCGCCAACCGCCACAUGCUUGACGGUGAUGUCCUCGCAGAUGCAAUGAACUUGGGGCCAUUCGUAACGGAAGACGUGUUCCUUUCGGACGACAACGAGCCUGAGGAUGAGGUGAUGGAUGUCAAUGGCUAUGUGGAGGGUGUCGUCGAGCUUCCGGCACGACAAGUCUAUAUGCGUUCUGUGGAGGACCUCGCCGCGGAAUAUCAGCGACCCGAUCUUAUGGUUUUGGUUCGCCGAUUCCUAUUUGAUCAACUGCAUGCUACGGACGAAGUCGACUCGAGCACGGUGGACCUGUCGGAGUGUCCAAGAUUCCUCGGGAAGAUCGCCGUGUAUCGGACAGCACAUGCAAUGUUCUUCGCCCCGAGCGAGCUCUCCGGUGAUCGUGGCAUGCACCGGGAGCUGAUUCGAUGCAAUCAUUCUUGGCGCGGCCACCCUCGUUACGACACCGUUCUCAUCAGCAUCGACGCGGACGAGCCCAGCAUGAAAGGCAUGGCUGUCGGCCGUGUCAUGGGGCUGAUGACAAUCCCAUACAGUGGUGAACGCUACCCGUGCGCACUGAUCGAUUGGUUCGAGGUCUCGGACGAUCUGGACGACAUGACGGUAUAUGGGGAUGUUUCUAUGCCAAUUGACUUCCAUUUUUCGUAUACCCUUGAUGCUUUUGAAUCAUUCUAUGUCAAUAAUUACAGCGACUAUCAUUCACAUGAAUCUAUAUUCUAG
Fomitopsis serialis is the source of this 2625-nucleotide messenger RNA. RefSeq lists its product as uncharacterized. NCBI's taxonomy places the organism in Eukaryota, Fungi, Basidiomycota, Agaricomycetes, Polyporales, Fomitopsidaceae. The transcript is spliced from 10 exons. The record is from RefSeq and is a predicted model, not a curated record. The coding region runs from base 1 to 2625 and encodes 874 amino acids.